GUCAAAUGUCAAAUUCUGAGGUUUCGCGAGGCGAUGUCCCAUCCAGUGGAAGCACAGUCUCAUUUAGAACGGAAUGUCUUGGGACACAAUAAAAACUCCGUACCUGAAUACGACGAGUCCAAUAAGACAGAAAUUAAAGAAGAAAUAACAAAUGACAUAUUCGAUGAGCUUGAAAUCAGCACGAAAACAAAGUGCGGGGAAGUCUUCACCUCCUACAGUGGAACGCUUGUGCUCAUCUGUGCUUUUUGCAAUGGAAAGUUCGAUAACAUGCACUCGUUUGGGGUGCACAUACGUGAACAACAUAAUUGCCACCUAACAAGAGAGCAGCAGAUCGACACAGAAAUCGUAAGUGCAAAUCCUCUUGUAGCGAAAGCCGAACCGGAAGAAAGUACUGAAAACAGACCAAAUAAUGGAGACAAUUCAGGAGAGUCUGCGAUAACAAGGACAGAAGUGUCUUCAACCGAAAGUCAGCCUUAUCCCAACUGUAUUGGAGGCCAGAAAUUAUGUAGGGCUAGACGGAAUUUGAAAAGACAGUUGCAUACGGACUCUAUGCCAGUUGACCAAGCCGAGGAGCCAGUGAAGAGAAAGAGGAGGAUUGGAAAGAAAAGUGGUCCCCUUGUGGAACAACCAGAACAGAUUUCGAAUCAAUUCUCACGAGAUCUUAUCAAAAGUGAAGCUACACAACCUGGUAAACUCACUUUAACUCAGAACUUGCCUUCACAAGCCGAUGGUUGGUUAAAUUCUACAGGGGAUCCUUCCAAUAAAAGUUCUACUGAAUUUCCUUCGGGGAAAUACGUUUUUAACUAUGAUGAUGACUCAGAUGAAUCUCAAGGUUGCAAUGAUCCCGACGAAAGAAGCUCCAUAUCAUCAUCUGAAACCGACGUUAGAGCGGAUACGAGCGCGACUGAAACGUUCCCCUGUAAUCUUUGUAGUCGAACUUACAGAAGCAAGAGGAGUUUAAACCGGCACCUAAGGAAGCCACAUUUGUCCAGUGACGAAGUACCUACAAUGCAGGAAUGGUUUUGUGUAUCGUGCAACAAACAAUUGAAAUCUAGACGAACGUGGCAACGACAUCAACGAAAACAUAAACUGGAAGACAACCCAGGCGAGCAGGCGUCCGAACAGAAUGACGUGGCACCAGAUGAUGUCAAAAUCCCCGAAUUCCACUGUGACCUAUGUAAUAAUUACUUCAAGACAAAAUUCAGUCUAUAUAUUCACUCCGAUGCACACGACACUCUGCCAGCCGUCUUACAGGGAAAUCUGGAUUUCCUGAAAUGUAAGUUUUGUAACCAACAACUUCCCAAGUAUGCUGAGCGAAAAAAACACGAAAAAACUCAUACAGGUGCUAGACCAUAUGAAUGUCCUUACUGCGAAAAAGGAUUCUCAUCGAAUUAUGACCGGAAAAUACACAUUCGUUCCCACACAGGUGAAUUCCAGUUCGAGUGUCCCCACUGCCCCAAAGUUUGUACAAAUAAAACUGAUCUAAAGCGACACGUAGUGCGCCAUUUGAAUAUCCGGAACUUCGGAUGUGAAUUGUGUGACAAGCGUUUCUAUCGACCCUUUGAACUCGCCCGCCACAUGCGAACCCAUACAAAGGAACGCCCCUACGUUUGCGAAGACUGCGGUGCCACGUAUCCGGUACUAGCUCAGCUUAAAGAUCAUCAGCUGCGGCACAAGGGCGUAAAGAAUAUCAAGUGUGAGAUAUGUGGGCGACUGUUCUACUCCAAAAGUGUCCUGAAAGUCCAUAUGCCCACGCACUUUGACGAAAAGCCCUUUGAAUGCGAUGUAUGCGGGCGCAAGUUUUCGCGGGCGAAGGCAAUGCAAAAGCAUCAGAAAUUGCAUUCAGGCGAGAAAAAAUAUGUGUGCAAUAUUUGCGGGAAAGCUUACGCGCAGGAUUCUGGUCUGUAUGCACAUAAGAAAACACAUGGGGCAAAUGUAUAUAGUUUGAAUAAAAUGGGUGACUUAAAUUUCGAAUUCAUUAACCCCAUGACGGAUGCAGUGGAGUGGAAUGCAUCUGUUAAGGACGAACCCGCAGAAACCAAGGAAACUGAGGAAUUGAAGGAAGAGACCAAAUGCGGCGAAAUAUUUGCCCUAUACAGUGGAAAUUUCGUCCUUAUUUGCGGAUUUUGCCAUGGCAAAUAUGAUCAAAUGCUUGAUUUUGGGAACCAUGUAAAAGAAGAACAUGAGGACAAGAUGACGAUCCGAACAAACUGUCAACAGGAAAAUCCGGUUACGAAAAUUGAAGAUGAAUUUACCAAUCAGCAGGUGGACUCCCUACAUAAAUUAGAAGCUGUACCUGAUGCGAAAGUAGACGGAGACCCAGGCGACACUGAAAAUUCUAGCGAAGGGACCCCCACUUCUAGGCGUAAACCGAAGAAGCCGCAGAAAUUUGCUUGUAACUCCUGUGGGCAAACCUACAAGCAUAAAGCCAGCCUGCACACGCACCAAAAUAGGACGAAUUGUAAACGAAAUACCCCGGAACCGAAAGAUUCUGCAAAUUUCUGCCCACUUUGUAAGAAAAGCUUCAAGAGUUUGAUGUAUCUUAAUAAGCACAACCGCCGCUUCCAUGGACAAGGCGAAACGUCGGAUCAAAUGACCCCGAAAUCGGCGGAUGUAAAACACGAAAAAAGCGACAAUAAUUGUGAUAACCUAGUCGAAGAUUCCUCUUAUGUCCAUGAUAGCAUUCCAGAAGUUAUAGGCGAAACAAAUAAACUUGCAGAUUCUAUGGAAGACAAUUGUUGGUCAAAUGAUUUUGAUGAUGUCAAGGACGAGCUCAGCGGUAGCGAUGCAGACCCUUCAGGUGCGAAACCUGACAAUAAGACCCAAUUAAAGGAAUUUCAAUGUGAGCAUUGUAGUCGAGUAUUCAAAUCAAAGCGAUCACUUUCCUUCCAUAUGAACCGGCAACACGAUGAAGUAUCUAAUAGCGCUAAGCAGGAGGGACAGAAUCCACAGUUCCUUCGAUGUAAGUACUGCAAUCAAGAAUUUCCGACGAAAGUGGAGUGUAGUGAGCACGAAAACACUCAUGUGGGUGAAAAACGCUUCAUUUGCUGGUACUGUCCCCAUAAGUUCCGCACAAAUUACGGACGAAAGCGACACAUGCGAGUGCAUACAGGCGAGCGACCCUACAAAUGCACUGAAUGUCCCAAAGCGUUCCCGCAUAUGGUUCAACUCGACUAUCACAUCCGAAAACAUAAAAACCUACGCGAAUUUAGCUGUAAAACCUGCGGUAAGGAAUUCUUCCGCAAAUUCGAGCUAAGCUUACACGAACGACGGCACACCGGCUUCCGCCCACUGGUCUGCGAAGACUGCGGAAAAACAUUCAAUGUAAUGAGCGAAUUGAACGAGCACAGGAAGAGACACACGGACGUGAAAGACUGGAAAUGUGAGGUAUGUGGCAAGUGCUUCUAUUCCAAGUGGACGUUGAAGGAUCACAUGGCUGGGCAUUCGGGUGAAACACCGUUUGGCUGUGAAGUUUGCGGACGCAAGUUCUCUAGGUCUAAGGCAUUGAAGAAGCAUAAAAAACUUCACUCGGACGUCAAGGCUUAUGUUUGCAAUAUUUGUGGAAAGGCCUAUGCACAAGAUUCGGGACUGUAUGCACAUAAAAAAACACACGGUAUACGAAAUACACACUCGGAAGCAUUUAGUACUGUGAAUAAAAGUCUGUAAU
Messenger RNA from Hermetia illucens (black soldier fly), 3667 nucleotides. Its product is annotated as zinc finger protein 845-like. NCBI's taxonomy places the organism in Eukaryota, Metazoa, Arthropoda, Insecta, Diptera, Stratiomyidae. The record is from RefSeq and is a predicted model, not a curated record. Gene Ontology annotation, cellular component: nucleus. The transcript has 2 exons. Gene Ontology annotation, molecular function: DNA-binding transcription factor activity, RNA polymerase II-specific; RNA polymerase II transcription regulatory region sequence-specific DNA binding. The coding region runs from base 34 to 3666 and encodes 1210 amino acids. Gene Ontology annotation, biological process: regulation of transcription by RNA polymerase II.